GCCAUUCCUUGCCAAAUUGUUUUUCCCAUUUUAGAAUAUCUUUAAAUUUAACAGGCUGAUAUAGAUAGAUGCACAGCUAGAUAACAGUGAUUGUUGUUUGAAAUCAGAGGAAACAGGGGGGAAGGAGAAGAUCAGGAGAGAAAAGAGAGAAAGGGAUAGAAAAGGAUUUGAGGGGUCAGAGAGAGAAAGAGAGAGAGAGAAUGGGAAGAGUUGAGGAGAGAGAAGGAGUAAUGGGGACGGACUUCUUCUGGUCUUACACCGACGAACCUCACGCUUCCCGCCGGCGACAGAUCCUCUCUCAGUACCCUCACGUCAAAGAACUCUUUGGUCCCGAUCCUUGGGCUUUUCUCAAGAUUACUAUGGUUGUUUCACUUCAGCUAUGGACUGCUACUUUCGUCCAUGAUGCUGGCUGGUUGAAGAUAUUAACACUAGCAUACUUUUUUGGCUCUUUUCUCAACCACAACCUUUUCUUAGCCAUUCAUGAGCUCAGUCACAAUCUUGCCUUCUCUACUCCGGUUUACAACCGCUGGCUUGGAAUUUUUGCUAACCUCCCCAUUGGCGUGCCCAUGUCGGUAACCUUCCAAAAGUACCAUCUCGAGCACCAUCGUUUCCAAGGAGUUGAUGGCAUUGACAUGGACGUUCCAAGCCUCGCUGAAGCUCAUCUUGUAAGAAAUGCCUUCUCAAAAUCCAUAUGGGUCAUCUUGCAACUUUUCUUCUAUGCUCUCCGACCCCUAUUUCUCAAACCAAAACCCCCUGGGAUGUGGGAGUUCAUCAAUUUGAUCAUCCAGCUGGGCCUUGACACUGCCAUGGUUUACUAUUGGGGUUGGAAGUCUUUCGCCUAUUUGAUCCUUUCAACAUUUGUCGGGGGUGGGAUGCACCCAAUGGCCGGUCAUUUCAUCUCAGAACAUUAUGUAUUCAACAAGGACCAAGAGACAUAUUCAUACUAUGGACCCUUGAAUCUUAUGACAUGGAGCGUAGGUUACCACAACGAGCACCACGAUUUCCCCAGGAUUGCGGGAAGCAAGCUUCACAAGCUGAAGGAGAUUGCACCAGAGUAUUAUGAGGGUUUACAAUCAUACAAAUCUUGGAGCCAGGUCAUUUACAUGUACAUUAUGGAUCGCACAGUUGGACCCUUCAGCCGGACAAAAAGAAAGCUAUCAACGAAGACUAAGAAAUCCGAAUAGCUGUCCUUCCCUUCACAUUCUUUCCCUCUUUCUUUCUAGAUACAGUGCGAGAUACUUAAUUCUUUUUCUGCUUGAAUCUAAUGUUUGUAGAAUUUUGAGCAAUUUUUAUUAUGAGAUAUUGGGAUUUGAGUGGUUGAGUUAUUGCUUAACCAUGUGCAAAAGCUUUCUUAAUUUCAUGUUAAACUAUAUUGCUGAGACAUGAGAAAGCAUUUUGAUUAUCCAUGUAAUCUCUGUUUCCUGACUCCCAGAGUUCUGUAUCUCUCAUUAGACAAUACUUGGAUAUGCUAUGCGUUUAUUGACACUCUUUCUUAUAAAUCUACUCU
This is a messenger RNA of Diospyros lotus (date-plum), 1507 nucleotides long. Its product is annotated as sphingolipid delta(4)-desaturase DES1-like. The transcript has 2 exons. Gene Ontology annotation, biological process: ceramide biosynthetic process. Bases 201 to 1184 code for a protein of 327 amino acids. Gene Ontology annotation, molecular function: sphingolipid delta-4 desaturase activity. NCBI's taxonomy places the organism in Eukaryota, Viridiplantae, Streptophyta, Magnoliopsida, Ericales, Ebenaceae. The record is from RefSeq and is a predicted model, not a curated record. Gene Ontology annotation, cellular component: membrane.